Messenger RNA from Brassica napus (rape), 1274 nucleotides. RefSeq names its product UPF0725 protein At1g23950. The transcript is spliced from 6 exons. NCBI's taxonomy places the organism in Eukaryota, Viridiplantae, Streptophyta, Magnoliopsida, Brassicales, Brassicaceae. The record is from RefSeq and is a predicted model, not a curated record. The coding region runs from base 62 to 1060 and encodes 332 amino acids.
AACAAUCGCCAGAAUAUUAAAAAAAAAAAAGAAAAAAAGCGCAUCCCCGUCAAGAGGAGAUAUGUCGACCUUGGAAAAUCAGUCGGUAGAUUUUUAUAGCGUGCAGAGGGAUUAUUGGCGUCAAGUGAAAGAAUCCGAGGGCUUCGAUGUUGAGAAUAUUUCAUUACCAUCAAAUUCUGGAGUGAUCACUGGACUGAUGCCCUACGAUUGUGUACGUUUUAAGAGUUAUCCUCAUCCUGUAAUGGUCAACCUUUAUGCUAAGGUGGGGCUACAUCGUUACAAUAUGUUGAAGGAGACAAACUUCCAGCUUGAUUCCCUAGUGAAAUUCAACAUGUUACAGCAUUGUUUGUCCUCUUUCUACAUCACUUUGCUUGCACACGAUCCAGCUCUUCACCCACUGGAGAAAACCUUCCAGGUGAAAGUUGGUGACCAAAAAAUACACUGUUUGCAUAUUAUAUGCACCAUUUCCAGAGUUAAAGAUGAAGUGAACCCCAAGAAGCCCUUUGUACCACACUUUCAUGAUGCAGCAAAGGAGGAUGGUCUCUUCAAAGGUGAAUUGCUUGCAGAUAGUUUCUUCAAAGGUGAAUUACCUGAUUGGCCGUCAGAUGAUGCUUUGAAUGAUGGAAAACGGUUUUACUUGGUGAAGGAAUCAGAGUGGCAAGCCAAUGAUUGGAUUCCUCUGUAUCUGGAACUUGUAAUUUGUGCAGAUGCUAGGCUGGUCGCGGAGAGGGAUGUUGUUUCCAAAUUGGAGAUUCUGGAAGUGGCCAUAGAAACUGGUAUUGAAGAUGUGGAGCCGCCAAAUGAGAGACUCAAGGCUACACGUGCAAAUGUCUACAUAAAGUUUAAGGGCCUGGCAAAUGUUUGUUCCCCUAGAAUGAUUUUUGAGAUUGGUGAGCAUGUCGAACGCAAAGCUGUGGUUAGAAGAGUCCUCGAUAAGUAUGGAUGCCUGACUAUUUCGGGUAAGUUUUGUGGUGGUCGAAGUACUCAAAAGCAGCCUUCUGUGGCUCUCCAAAAUGGAAAGAAAAUCCAGAGUUGUAAAAAGCGACCUCGCUCAGACUAGUACAACUCAUGGAGUAAGGCCCUCCUCGUGAUGAUAAGAUCCAUUUUGAAUGUGUGGAUCAGAUUAUAAAUUAAGCCAUUUUGUGGGCCUUUUUAUUGAGUACUGUUUUCAGAUACAAGUACAACCUAUUAAAUAUGUUAGCAAGCAUUUUUUUUUUUUGGUAAUCGUUAGCAAGCAUAUUUGUGCUUUAGUAAUGGAAUGAUUUAGUUCUCCU